AUGGGCAACGUUAUCCAAGAUGAAUACGCAAUAAUUCGAGAUAAUUAUGAGACGCCCAGAGAUCCAAUAGUCCUCGCUCAUGGACUACUCGGAUUCGAUGAACUACGCCUUGCUGGCCCGCUUCUUCCUGGUGUCCAGUAUUGGCGAGGCAUCAGGGAGGCAUUGACAAUGAAGGGCAUCGAGGUUAUUACGGCGACUGUACCGCCGUCUGGGUCUAUUGAGCAGCGCGCCGAGGAAUUGGCGAGAGAUAUUGCCAUUGGUGCGCGGGGAAAGAAUGUUAAUAUUAUUGCUGGGCUUGAUUCUCGGUACAUGAUCAGCCAUCUCAAGCCAAAGGACUUCAAAGUCCUGUCUCUGACUACUAUUGCAACUCCUCACAGAGGCUCCGCAGUUGCAGACUAUAUCCUUGAGCAAAUCGGAGCGGAACGCUUGCCCCAGGCUUACUAUGCCCUCGAGCGCCUGGGUUUCGAAACCGGAGCUUUUGCACAGCUUACACAAAAGUAUGCAGCAGAAAGAUUCAAUCCAACAACGCCUGAUAUUGAGGAUGUCCGGUACUUUUCUUACGGAGCAGCCAUGGAGCCCAGCAUAUGGUCCGCAUUCCGUUUAUCUCACCGGAUCCUCAGAGAAACCGAAGGAUACAACGACGGCCUGGUCAGCGUUGCCAGUAGCCGCUGGGGAGGAGAGCACGGCUAUAAGGGGACCCUUGUCGGCGUGAGCCAUUUGGACUUGAUCAAUUGGACUAACCGGCUGAAAUGGUUGGCUGGUGAAAUCACCGGUAAUAGACGGAAGUUCAACGCCAUUGCGUUUUAUUUGGACAUUGCAGAUAUGCUGGCGAAGGAGGGUCUGUAG
This is a messenger RNA of Aspergillus chevalieri, 846 nucleotides long. RefSeq names its product triglyceride lipase. The transcript has 8 exons. Lineage: Eukaryota; Fungi; Ascomycota; Eurotiomycetes; Eurotiales; Aspergillaceae. The record is from RefSeq and is a predicted model, not a curated record. Gene Ontology annotation, molecular function: triacylglycerol lipase activity. The coding region runs from base 1 to 846 and encodes 281 amino acids.